Gossypium arboreum is the source of this 5706-nucleotide messenger RNA. RefSeq names its product increased DNA methylation 1-like. Lineage: Eukaryota; Viridiplantae; Streptophyta; Magnoliopsida; Malvales; Malvaceae. The record is from RefSeq and is a predicted model, not a curated record. The transcript is spliced from 9 exons. Bases 1342 to 5460 code for a protein of 1372 amino acids. Gene Ontology annotation, molecular function: acyltransferase activity, transferring groups other than amino-acyl groups; DNA binding.
GGCUCAGACUCGGACAAAGCCUUUUUCAAUACUACGCAAUAUAAAAUUAAUUGCUAAAACUCUAUUCUAAUACCAUCUCAACAUUCUCGGACCACUAAACCUAGCAGCUCUGGUGUGCCCGUUCCUAGGUAACUUCAAUGUUAUAACAAUAUGAAAACCUGGUUUUCCCCUCUGGACCAUCCACCAACCUGGUUUUUGGAUUCUCGACUCCAGCUGUUUCAUCGCGGUGUUCUGCUUUCAAAUGUCUUAGCUAAAACUACCAUCAUCUUUUUUCCUUUUUUCUUUGAUGCUCGUUGCCCGCCUUCACUUCGCCUCACCAGUACUUACUACUUACUGCCUACUUAGCUUUACCAGGUCUGGGGAUUCCAUUAAUUGAUGGGUUUCUUUAGUUCUCCUUGGUGGUUUGGAUGGCUCUUUUUAUGCCCAAUAGUUCUUUUGUGGCAUGUUUCACAGCUCUUGUCUCCAACCUCAAAAUGGGGAACUCAGCCACUGCAGGGUCUAUCUUCUCAGGGUAUUUUAUAGCUCAAUAUAGGAUGCCAAGUUACUGUAUUUUCAUACAUUAUACUAGUUUGUUUGUUCAAGUUAUUGAAAUAAUUUGAAGGAAAAAAAAUGCAAUAGUAUAAUUUAAAUAUAAACUGUAUUUUGCUAGUUCAAAGGGAAUAGAUUUCGUUAUUGUUUUUAUCGAAAUGUAUCACUGCAAAUAUUAUUGGCAUAAUAUAAUAUAAAUCUUAUUUAGUUAAUUUGAAAGGAUUAUUUAUGUAUACAAGCCUUAUUUUGGUUAAUUGGAACGGUUUUUUAUUUGUACAUCUAAAAUGGUAAGUAAAAAUACAAUAAUAAUAAGGCAAUUACAAAAGCGAAGUGGAAAGAGAGAAGAAGUACAAAUGACAUGACAUAUAAACUUACAUGGAAGAAUUUUCUUAUUUUUAUUUUUAUUUUUUUCCGCCAUUGCCAUCUGUUACAUUAUGGAGCACUAUUCGGGUUUUCCAAAGCCUCUUCAGUUUUAAAACUGGGGGCUUCCUUUAUAUUUUAAACUGAUGAAGCCAAAUGCAAAAAGGAAGCCUGUUUUGUUUUUUUUUUUUUUUAAUAUCUAUAUAUUAAGAUUCUCUCUCUCUCUCUCUCUCUCUCUCUCUCUCUCUUUUUUCUUUUUGUUUUUUUAGAUGAAUAUAUUUCAGUUUUUCAGCUCUUCAACCCUAAAUUGAAGUUUGUUCUUCUUUUGCAUGUUGAUCAGGACAUGCAUUAUAAAGCAAAAGAGUCUUCUAUAAGUGGAGUCUUUGCAUACCACUGGAAGUGGAUGGGAUCCUACUUUGCUUGGUCUUGUGUUAAAGAUCAGUCAAAGCGGGAAUGCAUUUGACGGAGAUGUCGUUCAGUACAUAUUUUGAAGAUAUGCAUGAUGAUGGUUUUGAGGGGUCACAUGAUGACCACAGUAUUUCUACAGAAGUUUUCUCUAAAAAUGAUACUGGCAGAAUAAGUAAAAGGUGCCUUGUUACUGGAGCUACUAAUUUCAAGGGUAUCAAGAGUCCAGAAGCAUCACUAUGUUCUUACAGUGCAAGCUCAGCUGUAACAAGCCUUUCUUGCUCAAAAACUUUAUGCCAGGAGGUUUCCAAUUUAGCAAAUGACAAUUGUGGUUGGGUUUCUGCAUUAGGGAGCUUUCCUGAAAGAUAUGCUCUGGCUGAGAGAGAUGACCAGAAUGCGAGUUUCAAGCGUAUGAAGCUUUCCACUGGUGAAGUUUCCAGGGGCGAAGCACAAAAGAAAAAGGCAUUGAGUGCACCAUUGCAGCAGAAGGAAAUAGUUAGUGGCUUGUCCUCGACACCUACAAAUUCUGUUUGCCAGAGAGUUAUGCCUUAUUUAGUUGAAUCAUCUGCUGUAGAAACGGAAAAAGGUGCUGAAAUGGAAGAUGUAGAUGUUACUAAGUCCAGAAUACAAGACUCAGGUGCGAGUGAAGGAAAAGAAGUGGUAGUAGGUAUAGCUAUAGCUUCACCUGUCUCCGAGGAGAGUUUUGCAUCAAAGGUUGUUGUUUCUAGCCCGGAAACUGCUUUGGUAAAGUUUGAGUCUCCUUUAUGUACUCAGGAAAGAUUUAAUUUAUGCCAAUCAUUUGGAGUGGACGGUUCUAAUAUUUCUGGGGCAACAGUGUCUAAGAAGGAUCCCCGUCCUCUUCUGCAGAGCCAUGUUUUUCACGUACUAAAAGGAGCAGGCUGGUCUAUUGAGAGAAAGAAAAGGCCCAGUAGGAGUUAUAUGGAUACAGUUUAUAGAUCACCUGAGGGGAGGCUAUUUCGUGAAUUCCCUAAAGUUUGGAGAUUUUGUGGCGAGGUUUUGUUGGCUGAUAAAUACGACUUCAUGCUGGAAAAUGAUGGUAAGAAAUGGACUGACAUGAUCCAGUUCUGGUCUGAUCUCUUAGAGACAUUGUUGAAUAUCGAGAAAGAAAUUAACCGAACAAACCUUUCUAAUGCAUUGGCUCUACAUUGGACUCUAUUAGAUCCCUUUGUAACUGUUGUAUUUAUUAAUAGGAAGAUUGGUUCUUUAAGAAAGGGAGAUGAGGUUAAAGCAGGAAGAAGUUUAGUUAUUGAAAAGAACAAGAAAAAUGAUACUGUUUUGGCACACAGGAAAAAAGUUACUAUGAGAAAGUUCUGUUCUCAGGGAAUGAUGCCAACUCAGCAUUGUGAUUCUUCUCUGGCCGCUAAAAGUUCAUUGACAGUUCCCAAGAGGAGCUAUGAUUCCUCUGAGGAGCUCUCUGGCAAUGGAAGUUUGUCAAAAUUCUAUGGUAAAAUGAGUAGUGGGGCAGUAAAAUGUCUAAAAGAUGUAUCUAAUAUGACUGACCAAGAAGGUUCGUAUUUGGUAGAUACUGCGAACAGGUUAGAAACUUUUGGUUGCGAGUUCAAAGGUUUGCAUAUUGUUUCAUCACAUGCUUGUGGAUCGGAUAACACAUACGGUCAGCUAGUUAGUUCUCAAUUUAUUUAUCCUGUUGCUUCUGGAGAUGUUACCAACAUGCUUCAUGGUUUCAAAUCUGUUUCCCCUCACCAAGAUAGCAACACAAUAUCUCCAAGCUUUGGUAAACAAAUGUCUUUAUGUAAUGGAGAAACUCUUAAUGAGGUUCCAGGAGAUGUAUCGUUUGAUUCUCAGGAGGAAAAAGAUAAAACAUCUGGAGCUCUAGAUGCUGGCAAUGUCAGAAAUUUUCCACAGCAUUUACUGGAUGACCAUCGAAGCUACCCUAGUGAUAGCCUGAUUCAGUCUGGGGAUGGUGAAGAUCAGUUUGAGAAGUCUGCUGAAGCUCUGAAGUUUGAAACAAACAAUGAAAACUGUGCACAAAAUGCUAUUUUGAAAAAGAAGGCACGCAGGAGAUCUAGAAAGAUAUCUGAAAUAAGUUUGACCACAUCAUAUCAAAGUGAUGUUCUAUGUUCUUAUACUCCUGAUAUGAGUGAACAAGAUAUUGACUCAUGCCAGGCUGACUUAAAUUCAAAGGAGAUCCAAAAAUCAUUUGAAACCAAGGGAAGCCUACAAAAGUCCUCAUCUCCUGGGCCUUCCCAAUGUCAAGUGGAGAAAAGAGGCUCAAAUUUUAAGAGGAUUUGUUGCAAUCGUGAUGGUUCUGAAAGUAGAAAGAAGAAAUCAACUGAAUGCCAAAUUGAAGAUGAUGACCUGCUGGUUUCUGCAAUUAUAAGAAACAAAGACUUAAGCUUGGGUGCCACCAGAUCUAAAUUGAAGGCCCCCAAAGUAAGAGCUCAGACCAAGUUCAAGAGAAAGAGGGGCCGCCCAAGGUUGCUUCCUCGAGUAAAGGGUAAAGGAAGGAAGCAUGUUACUAAGAUCAAGUUGAAUAAUGUUGGGUCCAGAACAGUGCUCUCAUGGCUGAUCCUAGCUGGGGUCAUUUCACUGAAUGAUGUCAUCCAAUCUCGGAAUCCUUAUGAUGAUGCUAUCGUUAAAGAUGGCUUUGUUUCCUUGGAAGGAAUAACCUGCAAGUGUUGCAACAGGGUGCUAUCAGUUUCUGAGUUUAAGAACCAUGCUGGAUUCAAGUUUAACCGUCCCUGCUUGAAUCUUUUCAUGGAAUCUGGUAAGCCUUUCACUUUAUGUCAGCUACAAGCAUGGUCUGCUGAGUACAAGACCAAAAAGAAAGGAAUCCGGAAGGUGGAAGCUGACGAAAAUGAUCGAAAUGAUGAUUCCUGUGGUCUAUGUGGAGAUGGUGGUGAACUGAUUUGUUGUGACAACUGCCCUUCUACUUUUCAUCUGGCUUGCCUGUCUAUGCAGGAAUUACCUGAGGGUGAUUGGUAUUGCUCAAAUUGCACUUGUUGGAUAUGUGGGAAUUUUGUUAAUGAUAAAGAGGCUUCAAAUCUGUUUGAUGCAUUCAAAUGUUCCCAGUGUGAACACAAAUAUCAUAAGGAAUGUCUGAAUGAUAAAUUUCAAUUCAAAGAAAAGGAAUCUUGGCUCUGUGGGGGAAGCUGUGAGGAGCUAUACUCAGGUCUUAGUUCUCGACUUGGCAUGAUUAAUCACCUCCCUGAUGGCUUUUCUUGGACACUUCUUAAAUGUAUUCAUGAAGAUCAAAAAGUUUACACUGCUCAAUGGCUUGCCCUGAAGGCAGAAUGCAACUCAAAAUUGGCCGUCGCUUUGUCUAUCAUGGAAGAAUGUUUUCAGUCUAUGGUUGAUCCAAGAACUGGGGUAGAUAUGAUACCCCAACUCUUGUACAAUUGGGGGUCAGAUUUUGCACGCCUUAAUUUUUUUGGAUUUUAUUCUCUCGUCUUGGAGAAGGAUGACGUGCUGAUAUCUGUAGCAUCCAUCAGGAUUCAUGGGGUUACAGUUGCAGAGAUGCCUCUCAUUGCAACUUGCAUAAACUAUCGUCGUCAAGGAAUGUGUCGACGCCUUAUGAAUGUUAUUGAAGAGAUGCUCAUCUCAUUCAAGGUGGAAAAGCUGGUUAUAACCGCCAUUCCAAACUUAGUGGAAACAUGGACUAAGGGUUUUGGCUUCACACCAGUAGAGGAGGACGAAAGAAAAAUGCUUAAGAAGAUCAACUUGAUGGUGUUUCCCGGAACGAUAUUGCUUAAGAAGCCCUUGUAUCGAGAAUCAACUGAUAUAGUAAUUCACUCUGUAGGAGAUCAACCUGUAUAUAAAGCCAAUGCCGAAAUAGGAACUGAGCUUGCCGGAGACAAGAACCUGCAAGAAUCAGAAAUAGAUGGUAUGAAGGAAAUCAAAACCACUGAUGCUGGCGAAGUGGUUGAAAAACCAACCUUAAGAGUUACAGAAACUACUAGAUUAGGCAUUUGUACAGCAGGAGAACCGGUCAAUGAAUAUGACCAGUGCUCUGACCAUAAUCGUUGCUCAGCUGAGCCGGAUGACAGGCUCAACGUUGGGCCGUGUCGAGAAACCCCUGCUGCAGAAAUUAACUCUGCAGCCCAAUUUGAGAGUUGUUGUGGUGACAAUGAAGCUGGUAACGAGCCGAAAGCGGAGUUUAAGCAGCAAUUAGUAGAAAAGCAGUGGUGAAAUGGAUUAGAAGGUAAGUGGAAAGAGAAGAAUAUAAACAGUAGCUGACCGGAAAGAAAAUAGUUUGCAGGAACAAUUUUCAGAUAGCCAUAAUUUUUUGGGGGUUAGUUCCUAGUUUUAAGGCUUUAUAUUAUGAUUAUAAUUAUUUGUAAUGAGACAGAUUUAUGUGGAAGAAUAGGUGGAGCCUGCAAAAGAAAGACUUGUGAAUUUUGCAAAAUGUUUUAAGUAGAAAUAAUAUUAUAAAAA